Paramacrobiotus metropolitanus is the source of this 1952-nucleotide messenger RNA. RefSeq names its product mucin-2-like. The record is from RefSeq and is a predicted model, not a curated record. NCBI's taxonomy places the organism in Eukaryota, Metazoa, Tardigrada, Eutardigrada, Parachela, Macrobiotidae. Bases 411 to 1790 code for a protein of 459 amino acids. The transcript has 3 exons.
UGGUCAGCUGCCCGCGUUGACCGAUAUUCUGGUGAGACCGAUGCGAUGUUCUGACUAAUGAAAUGGUAGACAGUAAACUGUCCCAUGUCCACGUUAUCACGCGAUUAAGUGGGCAGGUCUUCGUGUGAAUGUUGCAUGACCACUUCCGAGCGCUAACGGGCACUUAGGGACAAAACAUGUUUAUGCAGUCGAUGCAGUGACUUUCUCAUCUUCCUCGAAUUCUCAAUCUUCUAGUUAAGUUAAGUUCUUCUAGUGAUUUGUCAGAAUUCGAUCUCGAAGACGUUACAGAAGAAAUCAAAUUUUCUAUGUUUUACCAGUAACUAAUUAAAAAAAUGCUUCUGAUUCUUUUUGCCGCUCCGUUCCAUUUUUGAAGGUGCAGAGACGAGAACUCAUACUCGACUUGAAACAAGAUGCCCUCCAUCUCCCAAAGAAUGCUUGUUGUGGGCCUUUGCGUCGUUGCAAUAGCAGGUGCAACUUUAGCUCGACAGACGAUAGGGGUGGUGCCUGCCAUACCGCUGACACGUACCGCUAUGCCCACCUCGACAUCCUCCAGCACCAACAUUCCAUCCAACCUAACCACGGAGGCACCGAGGUCAAGCGUUUCAUCUUCGCCCGGAUUGCUGAUCAAUGCGACUUCCGAAACAUUAAUCAACACAACAACUCUUACAACGCCAAAUCUAGAUGCGAAUAAAAGCGUGCAGCUUGCGACCGGCAACACAAGAGGAAGCAACAGCGCGGAUAUCACAACGGGAAGCACGAUACCGGCACAGACGCCGGAAAUCAACUUAAAUAAAAAUGCAACCGCAACGACCACAAUCCCAACAAUCAAUGAAACUGUUAGCGAAACCACACCGUUGUCAUCAGAACCAAGUACAUCAGUGACUACUGAAAUUAAAAAUGAGAAUGCAACAGAAUCCACAGCUACAAUAGAAACCGGUGAUUCUCAUGAAAAUUCUACCCAGCUGAACGGAAACCAGACGGCAUCAGCAGUAAUGGACACCGGAGAGAAAGGUGAAAGUGAAACCAUUCCUGAGAAUCAAAAGAAGCUAGAGAUCAACGCAACGGAUGUGACUGUUACCACAUUUACCGGUACACCAAAUGGCGUCACGGAGUCGUUUACAGCAACCCAGUCUUUCGAUAAACCAUUCCAAAUGGAAAGUGCUACUACUACUAUAGACUUACUUGGAAGUUCAACCAUCACCCCCAAUUUGAAUUCCACCAGGAACGAUACAGAACUAAGUAGCGAAAAGCUUUCAAAUAUCUCAACAAAUCAGACCACUAUUUCGCCACCCGCCUUGCCCUUGGUAACCUCAAAUGCCACUCACCUGCCAACAGAUCUUGCUACGACCACUGUAAUAUCCACUCUGAACGUGACAGAAAGGUCAAAUAAUAAGACUCUGAUCAGCAACGGCACAGCGGAAAGCCCGGUGCAAGAUUCAAAGGAGCCGCCUCAAGUCAGCAUUUCCAACAUGAAUCCUCAGCCGAUUUCCCCUAGCAUUGUGGGAGGACUGCGGCAUCGGCGUCAGUUGCAAGGCCUACCCAUCGCUGACAGCGUUGUCAUUGAGGAUGUUGCAGCACCAGGACUAGUGCCCCUAGCUGGAAUAUCAACGGGGCUCGGAGGCGUUUUAGGCAAUCGGCCGACUAUCGUGGACAGUGUCGUCAUGGACGAUAUAGUGGCCCCGAAUCCCGGGGUAAUUCCCGGUGUAGUGGGCGGGGUAGGCGGAACACCAACAAUUGUGGAUACCAUUACGGUGGAGGACAUUGUUGUGCCGGAUGCUGCAUUGGGAUAACAAAUGACCGGUUUUAAUCCGGAUCGACCUUACCAUUAGCACUGCAUGGCCACUAUGGUCAUCGUUCACGGCACAGUGACUCAUGAUUUUAUAUGCUUACUAAUUACCGUUAUAAGUAACAAUAUUUUGGUAUAGUUCUGAUUGGGAGACAUUAUAUAAAUG